GAAAAAAAUCCAGGUCUGGAACUGGAACGACGCGCAACCAACAUCUCCGUCACACCAAACAAGACAACUCUUUACCCUCCAUUUCCUUCAUUCCCUUUAUUCCCCUCCUCUAGCCUCAAAGUACCAGAUAACUCGAUCAAAAUGGCCGACGACGGCCUCCUCCUAAACUUCAGCCUAGGAGGCGACACGGUCCUGAAGCCGACGACGACAAAAGUAAAAGGCGGGACAUGGCGGGACCGACUCAGCGCCCGGAAGAUCGCAGCCUCGCGCAAGACACCCCGCGACCCGAACGCACCUAGGGAAGAGAACGAGAACGCGACGCGGAAUCCGAACCGGAUAGCGGUAUCGUCCAGCCGGCCGGUCAAGCGCCAACGGACGGACGACCACUCCACCCCUUCAUCUUCCUCGCACAAUCACUCCCAGAACCAACAGAACCAGUCGGCGCGGCCGUUUGUAUCGUCGCUUUUCUCAAAGAACCCGCUGCCGCAGACGGCGGAGGAGCCCGCUACAAAAGAUGGAGAGGGCGAGGAUGUGGAUGCUAAGCCGACGAAUGCGCCGCUGAUUGAUGGGUUGGAUACGUUCACGAACUUGGGGUUGUCGGAGAGUUUGGCGGCGCAUCUGUUGACGAAGCUGGGGGUCAAGGCGCCGACGGCGAUUCAGAAGGCGUCGAUCUCGCAGCUGCUGAAGGAGGAGAGCGAUGCGUUCAUCCAGGCGGAGACGGGGUCCGGUAAGACGAUGGCAUACCUGCUGCCGCUGGUGCAGCGGUUGAUGACGCUGUCGCGGGCGUCGGCGCAGCAGGAUGGGACGGUGGUGGGGAAGAGCGCGUCCGGGGAGCCGAUCGUGCACCGCGACAGCGGACUGUUUGCCAUUGUUCUGGCGCCAACUCGCGAGCUGUGCAAGCAGAUUGCGGUCGUGCUGGAGGGGUUGCUGCGGUGUGCGCACUGGAUCGUGGCGGGCACGGUGAUUGGUGGAGAGAAGAAGAAGUCCGAGAAGGCGCGGCUGCGGAAGGGGCUGAAUAUCCUGGUGGCGACGCCUGGUCGGUUGGCGGAUCAUCUGGAGAACACGCAGGCGCUGGACGUGAGUAAUGUGCGGUGGUUGGUUCUGGACGAGGGCGAUCGCUUGAUGGAGCUGGGGUUCGAGAAGGAAUUGCAGGGCAUCAUUCAGAAGCUGGAUGCGCGGCAGCGCCCCAGUCGCAUCCCGGGCGUGCCGGCCAAGCGCACGACAAUCCUGUGUUCGGCGACAUUGAAGAUGAACGUCCAGAAGCUGGGCGAGAUCAGUCUGAAGGAUGCGAUCCAUGUCCAGGCGGACCCUGCCGACGAGGACCCCGAGGCCAAGAAGAACAAGGACGAGGACGACGCAUUCCGGGUCCCGGCGCAGCUCAAGCAAUCCUAUGCGAUUGUCGCCGCCAAGCUGCGUCUGGUCUCGCUGACGGCGCUCAUGAGGCGGACCUUUAUGCGGAAGGGCUCAGUGAUGAAGGCGAUCGUGUUCGUCUCGUGCGCCGACUCGGUGGACUUCCACUUCGAGCUCUUCACGCGGAAGCUCAAGGCGGAGGAAGAAGCCGACAAAAAGAAGGAAACGGACUCGGACGACUCCGGCUCCGACUCGAGCGAUGAAGACGGCGAAGACGAGCCCAAGGAGAAGAAGAAUAGUAAGGCGGCCAACGAGCACGGCACCGUGGCGCUGGCCACCGCGUUCUCGAACCCGACCAACCCAGUGAUGCUGCACCGACUGCACGGCUCGCUGCCGCAGCACGUGCGCACAGCGACACUGGGGGCGUUCGCGCGCAACCGGGAGGCGUCAGUGCUGAUCUGUACGGACGUGGCGUCGCGUGGUCUCGACCUGCCGAACGUGGACCUAGUGGUGGAAUACGACCCCGCGUUCAGCGCAGAGGACCACCUGCACAGAAUCGGGCGAACGGCGCGUCUAGGCCGCGACGGGCGCGCGCUGCUGUUCCUGAUGCCCGGGUGCGAGGAGCAGUACGUCGACAUCCUCAAGCGCGGGUACCGCGACGGCGGCAAGGCGCUGACGCGGCUGAACGCGGACGACAUCCUGAAGCGCGGGUUCGGGGGAAAUGUGCAGUCGCAGAGCAAGGAUUGGGAGGUGAAGACGACGGACUGGCAGAUGGACGUCGAGCGAUGGGCGGUCGACAACCCGCAGUACCUGGAGAUGGCGCGGCGGGCGUACCAGUCGCACAUCCGCGCGUACGCGACGCACAUCGCCAGCGAGCGCCACAUGUUCAACAUCAAGGAGCUGCACCUGGGCCAUCUGGCUAAGAGCUUCGCGCUGCGCGAUCGGCCCAGCAAGAUCAAUGUGCCGGGGCUGCGGCAGAGCAGCAGCGACGCCAAGAAGGACUUCAAGGCCGCGCGCACCAACGCAGCAGGCGGGCAGAAGCGCAAGGCGGGCGAUGACGAUGGCGAUCGUCCUGCCACGGCUGUAUCGUUGGCGGCGCAGAAGAUGCGGGCCAAGAUGAAGGAGCAUAUGGCCGGGGCGAACGAGUUCAACAUCGCGUAGUGUCGUCGAGAGAGAUAGAGCAGAAAAGCAUGUACAUAAUCCGUGAUUUGUCGAAGCUCACCCACACAGCCUUGAGCUGGACCGACCCUCAAUAGAUAUCCCAC
Aspergillus homomorphus CBS 101889 is the source of this 2615-nucleotide messenger RNA. It is a transcript of the gene dbp7, whose product is annotated as putative ATP-dependent RNA helicase. Gene Ontology annotation, cellular component: nucleus. Bases 142 to 2511 code for a protein of 789 amino acids. The transcript has a single exon. Lineage: Eukaryota; Fungi; Ascomycota; Eurotiomycetes; Eurotiales; Aspergillaceae. Gene Ontology annotation, biological process: ribosome biogenesis. Gene Ontology annotation, molecular function: ATP binding; RNA helicase activity; nucleic acid binding. The record is from RefSeq and is a predicted model, not a curated record.